ACUGAGGAUGCUCUAAGAAAAAUUAAUACAAUGAUACAAGAAAAUCCUGAACUUGAAAAGUUUAUGGAAGUAGUGCAACUAGAACUUGAAGUUAUGAAACAGAAUGGUGUAAAAUUGCCCUCAGAAUUAACUCCUGUGCACUGGUUGGACAUCCUCAUCACAAAAUCUAGAAAAAACAGGAGAAAAUACUUUGAGUUUUUAUUUAAAUUGGAAAGGACAAAAGAAAAUCGCAAAAAGACGAAAGAAGAGAAGAACGCGCUGUUAAAGAUACACAAGCAAGAGAGAAAAGAAGCCGGAGUUAGGACUGAUGUUAUGGAGUACCGUAUUGGAAGAAACUUUCUUUUUAGACAUAUUUCUGACGUGACGAUGAAUAAAUUGUGGAAAUGGAAUGGCCUUAAAUCUACCAUGUGGGGUAAUAAAAUAGUUUUUGAUUUCAGCUAUGAACAAUACAUGAGGCCUCAAGAAAUCAGAAGCUGUGCCAAACAGAUCAUGGAAUCUUAUGCCAUCAACAGAGUGCAUGACUUUCCAUUCAACGUUUAUUUAUGUAAUGUUGAUUUAAAUGGUCCAUUGAUGACGAGUUUAGUUAAAUGUAUUCCAAGCUUAUUUGAUGAUGACUUUCCAUGGACUGUAUCAUCAAAGUCGUUUAUUGAACUUUUUAAUAAAGAUUCAGUUGUUUACCUAACAGGGCACAGUAAUGAAACACUACAGGAAUAUGAUCGCAAUUCAAUUUAUAUCAUUGGAGCUUUUGUUGACAAGAGUUACAAACAACCUGUCUCAUUGACAAAGGCAAAAGAAUUGGGCGUUCGAACAGCAAAAUUACCUUUAGAUCGUUAUUUGCAUUUUGGCGAAGGUUCAAACAAAAAUUUGACUCUCAAUCAAGUAAUGGGCAUCAUGUUGGAUGCGCAAUUCAAAAAUUGGAAAAAAGCCGUAGAACAUGUACCAAAGAGAAAACUCUAUGAAUCUAGACUCAAAUCAAUGGAAAAAAAAUUAGAGAGAGAUAGAGAAAAAGCAAGAGUAGCGGCAAUGUAGUUAACAGUGCUAAAUUUAAGUUAUAAUGCCUGUGCAAAGCUGCAUGACGGUUGUUAGUGGAGAGUGAUGUUAUACAGCAUUCAUGUAAAUACGUGUAUUA
Messenger RNA from Copidosoma floridanum, 1129 nucleotides. Its product is annotated as mitochondrial ribonuclease P protein 1 homolog. Gene Ontology annotation, biological process: positive regulation of mitochondrial translation; mitochondrial tRNA 5'-end processing. The record is from RefSeq and is a predicted model, not a curated record. Gene Ontology annotation, molecular function: tRNA binding. Gene Ontology annotation, cellular component: mitochondrion; nucleoplasm; nucleus. Lineage: Eukaryota; Metazoa; Arthropoda; Insecta; Hymenoptera; Encyrtidae.